Molecule: messenger RNA, 2878 nt
Organism: Populus nigra (black poplar)
Lineage: Eukaryota; Viridiplantae; Streptophyta; Magnoliopsida; Malpighiales; Salicaceae
Product: methyl-CpG-binding domain-containing protein 13
Exons: 6
Coding region: 339-2663 (774 amino acids)
Molecular function (GO): DNA binding
Source: RefSeq, a predicted model, not a curated record
GAUGUAAAUGUGAGAAACUGGUGUGUUACCUACUGUAACACAUCAAGACUGGUUAAGAUACCGAGGACAGUAGACAAAACAAAUACUAAUACUGUGAUGGGAGCGACAAGUUUCAUGCUUAUGUUGUAUGGUCAAAUAAGAACACUAGAAGUUUGGCAACACGUGGGAUCCUGCACACACUCAUUUUGUCCUGAAUUUUCCCAUAUCCUCCUCCUUCUCAAGACCCUUGGCUCUCAGAAAAACAAAGCAGUUAUUUAUUUAGUACAAGAAAAAGGGUGGUGGUUGUGGUUUUUUCAGUUGUCGGUGAUCACUGCCGGGAAAAGACAACUGUGGACGAGAUGGGGGAUCCUAAAUCCGAUGACUGGUUGCCAGAAGGUUGGAGGGUAGAAGUUAAAGUGAGAGAUAGCGGUAAAAAAGAUAAGUUUUAUUUUCCUCCCACGGGUGGAUUCAGAUUCAACUCCAAGAUUGAGGUAUCUCGCUAUCUCAACGGAAGCCAUCCUAAAUCUGAAGAAAAGGAAGGAAGCAAUGACCAGUGGUCCUCAAACAAGGUUGUAAUCGAGAAGACUGUACCAGAAGGGUUACCUCUGGGAUGGACCAAGGAAAUCAAAGUAACAAAGAAAGGUGGCAGAAUCAGAAGAGACCCGUUUUACACUGACCCUGUAAGUGGAUGUGUUUUCCGCUCAAUGAAGGAUGCCCAUCGCUACAUUGAAAGUGAUGUGGUAGGAAGGCUGGCAUUCAAGCGAAACCGCAAAGACAACUGUGUUGUAGAGUUGGAAGAUGAUAAAACCUGUUCACCAGCUGUAGCCGAGAAACAAGAUUCGGAAGUCAAUGAAACACCGAGUCCAGUUACAGGUGACCAGAGCUUGAAGGCAUGUGAAAUUGCAAAACAUGAACAGAUACUCAAUUCGGCCUCUACAGAAGAGUGCGUAAUUGUCUCUGAACAUACUUCUGAUCAGUAUGAGUCAGUAGCCAAGAAACAAAAGUUGGAAGUCAACCGAACACAAAGUUCAAUUAUAAGUGACCAUAGCUUGAAGUCAUGCAAAAUAGCUAAAGAUGAACAGACACUUAACUUGGCCUCUGCAGGAGAAUACACAACUGUCUCUGAGCAUGCUUCUAAUCAGUGUGUCUCUGUAGCCAAGAAACAAAAAUUGGAAGUCAGUGGAAUGCCAAGUCCAAUUAUAAGUGACCAGACCUGGAAGUCAUGUGUAAUUGCUAAAGAUGAACAGAUACAUGAUUCAGCCUCUAGAGGAGAAUGCAAGGCUGUCUCUGAGCAUACUUCUGAUCAGUGUGUGUCUGCAACUAAGAAACAACAGUUGACAGUUGACAGAAAUCCAAGUUCAAUUAUAAGUGACCAGAGCUUGAAGUCAUGUGGAAUUUCUAAGGACAAACAGAGACUUCCUUCAGCCUCUACAGGAGAAUGCACAGCUGUCUCCAAGCAUACUCUUAUCCAGUGUGGAGUAGGAACUGAAUCAAGCAGCUCAGAAUUUCCUGAGGAUAAGGGUUCCAACCGGACAGAAGAGAAGUGUGAUUUUGUUAGGACUUCAUUCGUUGAAGAUCCUUCACAUGGUGUUCCAGAGGAUAAACUACUAUUGGAAGUUGGGGAGACAAGAAAGGAAAUUAAAAGGGCUGGAUUAAGAAAAUCCAAGAAUAAAAAUGAUAUCAACCUUCCUCGUCGGGCCUCAAAGCGUCUUGCUGGCAUUCCACCAGCUCCAACGCCAGAACUGAAGGCAAUAACUCGAGUUCGUCGAGCUGCAGUUCAACCAGGUAAUGAGAUAAUUGCUAGUACAAGUGAGCAGGCUUCCUGUGGUGAGCUUGACACUGAGCUGAAUACAAAGAAUGCAUUUGACACCUCCAAAAGCACAGAAAGGCCAUUGGAGUCAAAUGAAAGCAAGCAUGGUAUUGUGGAUAUGGAGCAUGCUGGAAAGGCAGGAUCAGGAAAGGAGAGGAACGAGAAGCAUGAAUGUGCUGUUGUUUCAUCUCCUGGUAAACUCGCUUCUGCAGAACAUGGUGGAAAGAUUGAAACUGCCAAUAAUAGUGGUGAGAAGCCAGGACUGCCUUUUGACCUGCCACUUGAGGAGUUAUGGCAAGAUCCAUGCAUUGCCUUUGCAAUAAAAACUCUCACUGGCGCUCCUGUUAAUUCCGAUAGCAUUAAAGUGUCACCAGGUUCAAGCAAUAAUGAAUUUGUGGGCAUGGCUGCUUUGGAUGAGCAUGCUGGGAAGGAAGACAUUGGGAAUAAUGGAAAUCUGUUUAUUCCAGAACAUGCUAGAGGGGUUGAAACUAGCAGCAAGGCUGACGAGAAGCCAGUAUCUCCUCUCAACUUGCCUUUUGCUGAUGCUUGGUCAGACCCCUGCAUUGAAUUUGCAAUAAAAACUCUCACAGGUGCCAUUCCACUGGACUUUGAUGUGAUUCAGGAUUGCCUUCCGCAGCAAGCUGGCUCUUUGCAACAGCAACAGAGUAGUGGCUUCACCUUGCCAAAUGUAGGUGAGUUUUGCCAAGCUGAAUUUUUGUGCCAGCAAUUCGGCACUUCAGAGAAGCCUUCAUUUAAUCAAGCAGCUUUGGUAGGGCCUGCAUUGCCGCACACUAAACAUGUUAAUUUAGGAUACUCAGCUGGAUCUAGUCGACGCCAGCAUAGCGAAGAAAGAAGCAAUAAACGUAGAAGAUAAGCAGUCCCCUUGUUUUGAUUCAAUUGUACAGAUCGGAAAACUUUUCUGGAUGUGAUUAUAAUUUUCAGAACAAGAUCAUCCAAAGUUCUCUUGUUAGGUGUACCAAUUCACUCUUGUACUAAUGUAGUUGUAAUUAAAUUUUAACUCAAUAACUGCUGUAACUGUUAGAAAUUUUCAAGUUUAGUUACCCUUUGUGGGAUUGUAGUUGCUUGUAA